This is a messenger RNA of Rubroshorea leprosula, 689 nucleotides long. The record is from the annotation of a GenBank genome assembly. NCBI's taxonomy places the organism in Eukaryota, Viridiplantae, Streptophyta, Magnoliopsida, Malvales, Dipterocarpaceae.
AGAAAGAAGCAAAAACAAAAACCAUGUCUCACAUAGCUGUGGAGAGAAACAGGAGAAGGCAAAUGAAUGAGCAUCUCAAGGUCUUGCGUUCUUUAACCCCAUGUUUCUAUAUCAAAAGGGGGGACCAGGCAUCUAUUAUUGGUGGGGUGAUAGAGUUUAUCAAGGAGUUGCACCAGGUGUUGCAAGCGUUGGAGUCAAAGAAGCAGAGGAAGAGUUUGAGCCCUAGUCCGGGUCCAAGCCCUAGGGCGGUGCAGGUGCAGCUUCCUCCUAUUCAGGCUGAUAUUCCCUUUGGAUUUGAAGCUGGAGGAGAGCUAGGAGCGUGCUGCAAUUCUUCGAUGGCAGAUGUGGAGGCGAAGCUGUCGGGGUCCAACGUGAUCUUGAAAAUAGUAUCACGGCGGAUUCCAGGUCAGGUGCUGAAGAUCAUCAGUGUGCUGGAGGGACUUUGUUUUGAGGUUCUACACCUUAACAUCAGCAGCAUGGAGGACACUGUUCUAUACUCCUUCGUUGUUAAGAUAGGGCUAGAGUGUAAGCUGAGUUUGGAGGAAUUAGCUGUUGAAGUUCAACAAAGCUUCUUCUCGGACCCCGUUUAUGUCAAUGACAUUAACUAACAACCUAUAUAGCAUAUGCUUUGUAAUAUAUAUCAUGAAAAAGUAUAUAUCAAUCAAGACUAAUAUAAAUUAAGAGUCUUA